Impatiens glandulifera is the source of this 3145-nucleotide messenger RNA. Its product is annotated as probable serine/threonine-protein kinase SIS8. The transcript has 14 exons. Lineage: Eukaryota; Viridiplantae; Streptophyta; Magnoliopsida; Ericales; Balsaminaceae. Gene Ontology annotation, molecular function: protein kinase activity; ATP binding. The coding region runs from base 148 to 2745 and encodes 865 amino acids. The record is from RefSeq and is a predicted model, not a curated record. Gene Ontology annotation, biological process: protein phosphorylation.
AUUUUGUUAUUGUGAGAUAUGGGAGAGAGAGAAAGAUCUAUGAAUUGGAGGGAAUGAUGAACAGUUAAUUUAACUCCAUUGUGAUUCGAGAAAGUUCGUAAAAUCAAAGGGAAUCUUCUUAGGGUUGAUGCGAUUCGAUCCAUAGUGAUGUCGAAGAUGAAGCAUCUCCUGCGGAAGCUUCACAUAGGAGGUGGAGCCAUCCACAAUCGUCAUCACCGGUUAGAUCCUUCGUCACCGCCACGGACUGAGUCCACGUCUUCUUCUUCAUCUUCUUCUUCUGCUGCUGCUGCUUCAUCGGCGGAUUUCACUACAUCAUCGGUGACGGCGGUCAAUCAGGGGGCAAUGGUUGGUCUAGGGGAGUCCACGGAUGAAUCCGCGGAUUUCAAUUUCUUCGAGGAAGAGUUUCAAAUGCAACUUGCUCUUGCAAUUAGUGUGUCCGAUCCCGAUUCACGUGAAGAUCCUGAUGCCACGCUUAUGAAUGUUGCUAAGCAGAUAAGCUUGGCGUGUUCACCUUCUGAAACCCUCGUUGACUCUCUUUCUCUUCAGUAUUGGAGUUAUAAUUUUGUGAACUAUGAUGAGAAAGUGAUGGAUGGGUUUUAUGAUGUAUAUGGUUUAUCCUCUGGCUCUCAACAGAAGAUCCCCAUGCUACUGGAUCUCCAAGCAAUAUCUGUUUCUAAUAAUGUUGAUUGUGAAGUUACAUUAGUGAACAGGCCAAUUGAUCCCUUCCUGCUUCAGCUUGAGGAAAGAGCUUAUCAAAUUUCUCUGGAAUGUCAGUUGCUUGGAAAAGCUCCAUUUCUUGAUGGCUUAAUCCAGAAGAUAGCUGGUCUUGUUGUUGAUAGGAUGGGGGGUCCUGUUAGUGAUGCUGAUGAGAUGUUGAAGAAGUGGACUUUCAGGAGUUAUGAAUUACGUAAUUCUCUCAACAGCAUUGUCCUUCCUCUUGGCUAUAUUGAUGUUGGGCUUUCACGUCACCGUGCCUUGCUUUUUAAGGUACUUGCUGAUAGAAUCAACCUGCCCUGUAUGCUGGUAAAAGGCAGCUAUUUUACUGGGACCGAUGAGGGAGCUGUAAACCUGAUCAAAUUCAGCGAUGGAAGUGAAUACAUAAUUGACCUUAUGGGUGCUCCAGGCAUAUUAAUUCCUGCAGAGGUACCAAGUACUCAGCUUCAGACUUCAGGGUCAUAUAUCAGUCAUGUUCCAGAAGAUUUUGAUAUUGUUACUGAACUAUCUCCAUCAAUUAAAGAAAAUGGUGCAGUGGUUGUUUCCACUAAUAUUCCAAGAGUUGUGCCUGCUGCUAGUUCUACUUCACUAGACGAGUCCAUCUUGAAUUUUCUGCCUCAAGGAAGUGUGAAAAAUCUCAAAGAACAAAAUGAAAAAGAGAGAUUUGAGCGCGAGUUUGGAAGGUUUAGUCCAUUACCAUGCAUGAUGCCUAAAGGUGGCCCCUCCUUCGGGGAUACGUCAGCUUCUGAUGCUCAAAAUAUGAAAGUUAGUGAUGUUUCCAGAUAUGUCAUUAGUGCAGCAAAAGAUCCAGAAUUUGCUCAGAAACUUCAUGCCGUUUUGUUAGAGAGUGGGGCAUCACCUCCUCCAGACUUAUUUUUGCAUAUGGGUUCACAAAAUACGCAAGUAGAAAUGCUUGGAGAUUCAAGAUCUUUAAAUGUGAAGAAGAUGGAAGAUGCAUCACCUUCUGAGAGGCCUCUUGUUAAUUGUAGAAUUGGUGAACCAAACAAGAUUGAUAACAGAAUAAGUAUGUCUGAUGACAAGGAGCAUUAUGUUGAAGAUAAGACAGGGAAGAUUUUUAACAAAACUGGGCAGUACAUAGAUUUUUCCCCAGUAUUGGAAAUAGCAAACGAACUUACUUCUCGUAGUGCAGUUGCUGAGAGAAUAAGCCCAGCCCUGGGUGAAGUUGAGGGAUGGGAGAUAUCUUGGGAAGAACUUCAGAUUGGAGAACGUGUUGGUAUUGGUUCAUAUGGGGAGGUCUAUCGUGCCGAAUGGAAUGGCACUGAAGUUGCUGUUAAGAAGUUUAUUGACCAAGACAUCUCUGGAGAUGCACUCGAUCAGUUCAAAUGCGAGGUUGAGAUUAUGCUGAGGUUGAGACAUCCAAAUGUUGUUCUCUUUAUGGGAGCAGUUACUCAUCCACCAAAUCUCUCUAUACUUACAGAGUACCUUCCUAGGGGAAGCUUGUACAAACUGCUGCAUCGGUCAAGUAAUCACCUACAUGAAAAAAGGCGAAUGAGAAUGGCACUUGAUGUGGCUAGGGGAAUGAACUACUUACAUACAAGUAAUCCUGUUAUAGUACACCGAGAUCUAAAGACUCCAAAUCUUCUUGUUGACAAUAAUUGGGUGGUUAAGGUCUGUGACUUUGGAUUGUCACGAAUAAAGCAUCAUACAUUCUUGUCAUCCAAGUCAACUGCAGGAACGCCGGAAUGGAUGGCACCAGAAGUUCUUAGGAAUGAACCAUCCAAUGAGAAGUCAGAUGUAUAUAGUUUUGGUGUGAUAUUGUGGGAGUUGGCGACCCUCCGAGUACCUUGGUCUGGAAUGAACUCAAUGCAGGUCGUUGGAGCAGUAGGAUUUCAGAACAAGCACCUAACUAUUACCGACGAAAUUGAUCCAACUGCAGCCACUGUUAUACUUGAUUGUUGGCAUCCGGAUCCACAAUCAAGGCCUUCAUUCAGUGAGCUUAUUUCGCGCCUUCGACAACUUAAACAUCUUCAAAUCCCAUCCACCGAACAAAAAUGUUUGGACUCGUUCUAAAUGAACUGAACGACAAAACAGAUACUAUCACUAGCAGAAAAAAGCUCAUUAUAAUAUGGCUCAAAGAGCCGGGGCUGGAGUUUGUGUAGUUUGCAAAUAUAAUACAUAAAAGAAAGAACAACGCCUGGUGCUGUUCGCGAUAUCCUUCUAAUAAGACAGCGUGAAGGAUACAAAUCGAUGCCUCGGUGUGUGUAACCUUCUUUUUACCAAUUAGUAGCAUUAGUUACAGUUUUACUUAAGAAAAUCGGGUAAAGAAAAAGAGAAAUGAAGGAAAAAAAGUUUUCUUCUUUUGCGGUUUCUUUGUUGGCAACCAACUGUAUAGUUUAUUGGGUAAAUUGUGAAUGGCGUUUGUAAAAGGAAUGUAUACUCCAAAGAAAAAGAUCUUUGAAUAUUUAUAGGG